Messenger RNA from Caenorhabditis auriculariae, 1935 nucleotides. NCBI's taxonomy places the organism in Eukaryota, Metazoa, Nematoda, Chromadorea, Rhabditida, Rhabditidae. The record is from the annotation of a GenBank genome assembly.
AUGAGCGCGGCAGGAGGAUCCUCGGCCGUUUGGCGCGACGCGGUCGCCGCCUCGACGCUCGGCAGCGGAAAUCUUCGCGACGUUGUCCGGUUGCCCUGCGGCGAAGACAAGAACGAGUGGCUGGCCGUGAACAGUUGGUUUCUCCGACCAGAACCCAGAAAGGGAGUCACUUCCAGUAAUGGACUUGAUGAAGCAGGUGCGGAUGCUGUACGGCGUCGUGUUCGGAGCCGAGGGCGGCUGCAACGAGAAGACGUGUCCGGUGAUGUCGGCACGCGGCAAGGAGUACUUCUGGACCCAGGGCGACUUACUGUUCGUUGUGGCUCUUUUUCAGUCCUUGUAUUAAAACUGAAAGGAUUCCUCUUUUUAGCGAAUAUUUUGAAUAAUUACCUAAGCUACUAAAACAAUUUGUCAUUCUUGGAAUAAUUUCUGACUAGUACACAUAAUUGAUUUAAAACUGAAAUUUGUGAGGAUCUUUGAAUUAUUCGAAAAAUUCUAAAAAUAAUUUUGAGUUUAUAUAUGUCAUGAGCUUUUUCUUGUUUUCUAAGAAUAGUUAGAAUACGUUUUUAUUGGAUGACACCCGCAAAAUGCGCGAGAAGCUUUGUAUUUAUAAGGCCGUUUUCAGUGAUUUUGUGAAAAUUAAAGUAGUAAAGGUACUAUAAGUAUUGCAUCUUUCGUGGAUAAUUUAGUCAAUUUCGUGUCCAAAGGGCUUUUGCGAAAUCAAAAAGAGCCGUCAGAAAGUGAAAAAGAUAUCUAUGUUUUGGAGAGUCGAAGGUAUUUUUGCAUUCCGCAGAAGUUACUUUUAACUUGUUCGAUUUCUCGGAAACGUGCUUUAUAUUUUUCAUUUGGCGCUGGGUCUUCCGAAUCCUGAUAAUCCGGCCUGAAUUCUGACAAAGGCUUUUCAUGAGCUUAUAAAUUCGCAUUAGUAAGAAGCUUCAUGACGAGGUCUAUGAGAUUAAGGACUUUUGUUGAAAGAGAGCUGCAGAUACUUUAUCUAUUUAUUUUUUUUUCUCUAUUCCGUGCUCGAAAUAUCACCUUAAUCUCCACUUUCAUUCCAGGUUGUCGACCCCCGCGCCUACGUACAUCGAUUACGCCUUGACGUGGUGCCAGCUUCAGUUGGAAGACGAAAACAUUUUUCCUUCUCAUAUUGGUACGUUUUUUCAUCCGAUGUUUGAUAGUUUAACUUUUUUUUUUCUAGUUGCAGAUAAGUUCAAUUCUUUUUUUUUCGCUUCAUAACAAAAAUAAUUUUUUGACAAGAGGAAAAAUUCUUUCAAAAUUGAUAUUCCGUUCGAAAAUUUUUGUGGAUUAUCUUACCUCAUUAUAUUCGACUUCCUUUACCUUCGAGUUUCUAGUUCCAUUGCUAAUAUUUUCUGUCAGUAUUUUCCAGAUGAGAUAUCUUUAUAUUUUUUCCAUCCUAAAACUUCACGUUUGUACGUUUGAGAACCUGGAAAAGCUGAAAUCUUUGAAAAAAAUUCAGAAGUUUUUCAUUCACCUGUAAUUAUCCUUUGAGAAAUUUUCGCACUUACUGCAUUAUUUUUUCUUCCGAAAAAGGUUCUACGCUAAAAUCCUUCUACUAUUCUCAAUCAAUGGCCAUAACUCAUUUUUCUCGUGCUUUUCUUGUUUUUUUUUUCCAUCUGACGUGAGUAUGUUCUGAAAAUGAACGAUCUUCAUUAAAGCCGAAAUCUUGCAGGCAAAGGAUUCCCGCCGCACUACGACCAAGUCUGCGAGACGAUAAUGCGAAGACUUUUCCGUGUCUACGCGCACGUCUACCACGCUCACACGAACGUCUUCCGCUCGUUGAAGGCCAUCGCCCAUCUGAACACCUCCUUCAAGCAGUUCAUCCUGUUCGCCUCUCAGUUCCAGCUCAUUCCUCGCGAGGAGCUCCAGCCGCUCAUGCCGCUCAUCGAGGAGCUCGUCGGUUCCCAGUUGGCCAGCUGA